AUGGCGGAAAGAUUGGUGCGGCGAAUGAACUCGAGGAACGUUUCAAUUGAUGAGACUCCAACACAGCCGCGGUCCUUCUCUGAUGCUGCUAUGGUAAGUGAUGUCAGAAAAGUAGUUCUCGAUGCAGUAGGCGGCUCUUUUGUCUAUUUAUAUACGACGUCUUUUCAAAAGUGCGUAGACUUUUUUUGGAGGCGCAUAGAGUAUUUUUUUUUCACUUUUUUCACUGUGAAAUUCGCGGCGACAAAGUUGAAAACUUUUCGGCCGCUGCGAUUUUUCUAUUGCACGCUGCAAAAGGUUUUCUGCACAGUGCGAAAAGCUUGCGACAAAAAAGUUUAUCAGUCUGUCGGGAAAAUAACGGCAGGUCGUCGCGCCUUGGAAUCGCCAUCAUCGCUUUGCGACGGCGCCCGCAGCUGGAGAAUCGGUGCGUGAUAACGGUGAGGCGAGACAUCUUGAUGCGACAAUCCGCCGUUAUUUUCCCGACAGACUGAUAAUUGUUGCAGCAAAAUGUUUCGCCUCUUCGAAAAGGAGGCAGACACGCAUCAAAUUUCCAGCUGCGGCUUGCCGUUGCAUAGCGAUAAUGGGCGAUCCAAAGGCGCGACAACUCACUGUUAUUUUCCCGACAAAUAAAUUAUACUGAUAUUAUAAUCAAAAAGGUUUGCACUUUUGGAACGGCGUAGUAUAGCACAUGAAAAACGUUCGGAAAAUGGAAAACAAUACCCAGACUUGGCCAGUUUUUUGCAUUGGGCCUGUUUUUGGCAUUUUCUACUGCCCAGCCCAGCCUCGUUGUAGAUCCCGGUCCGGGCCUUUUCUACAUUUUCAAAUCCUUGUCUGGCCCGGAUUUUAGGGACCUAUGGCCCAGCUCAGACCCUAAUUUUUUUCAAAAAUAAUUUUGAAUGGCGAUUUUCCCGCGUUUUGGCAAUAUUUUGGCAUUGUGUUUUUUGGCUGAAUAUGGGCUAUCAAAUUGAAAAUUAACAAUUUUACGGCGUCCGCAGUACUUUAAUUAGUGUUUUGAAAAUUUUAGAAAUGAAAUAUCGAUCAAAGCCAUGUCUGAAGACGAUAAAUCUUCUAAAGUUUAGUUUUUAUACAAAAUUUAUGUUUUAAAAUCUCGUUUUGAAUCAUUAAAAUUAUCAGUCGUACAGAUAAUUUGUUGCUGGCAUUUGUUUAAUGUCCCAUUUCAACUAAUCUACCAAAAAAAUGCUUUGAAAAUCAAAGAAUUCCUCAAAAUUUUAAUAAAUCUUUCUUCCCCGCAAGCCCCUCGCAAACCACACGGUAAACAAAAAAGUUUCGGGAUGAGUAAUGUUUUGCCUCCCUCGGCGAAUGAUGCCACAGCUUCGGGGCUCGCAAACAGAUAAUACUUUGCAUAUAAAGCAAAUAUCUUUUAUUCGGCAUCUCUUUUUUUUUACAAUCCGCCCCGAAGGAAAGGGCAUCCAAUUUUUCCGUCGGCUCUUGACGUUUUUGUUUUCUGUCGGAUAUAACGCGAUUGCCCGCCGGCAUGCGUUUUCGUCGUUAGUGCGAACAGAGAUGGCGGACAACUUGCGGCUGCCGGAGGUAGCUCCAAAAAUAGGGCGACGGAAAUUGCUUUAUGCACGGCGGUGUUGCAGAUUGUUUGAAGACGAUUGCCGGGUUCAAGUUCUACAUAUUUGAAGGCUUUUUUGUCCGGAAAUUCAAUAGGAUAGGAAGUAAAAAAUAACAAGGGAAGUAGCUUAAUGCCACGUUCGGAUUCUCUUUAGAUUUUGCACAUACGCUGGACAUAGGUCAGAAAUCAUUUUUUGAAAGUUUUAGCUCGCGCUUUGCAGGGGCAGCUGGGAUAUAGAGCAAUCUUUUUUGUGAAGAGAGUACGCCGAAAAGGGUGAGAAAGAAAAAUCCACUUUUUUGGCGAUAAUUUUGCCUGUUUGCGGGGAAAAAGAUGAUUUUUUGUGGAAACAUUACCUUCUGCAGUAAAAAUAAGCCUGAAAUUUAGAAUGCCGAAAUUCUCGACUGUCUGUCGGGAAAAUAAUGAGUAUCGCCAGAAAUCUACGUUAUUUUCCCAACCGGCUGAUUUGUGAGCUAUAUCAGUCUGUCGGGAAAAUAAUGAGCGCCAUUUCGCUGCCGUCACUGGAGAAAAAAGAAACUUGGCUUUGUCGCGACGCAAUUCGUUUUCCCCGCGGCGGUGCGAUUUUCGAAGCGACGGAGAGCUCAUUAUUUUAACGACGGACUGAUACUUGCCAAGUUAUAGUUUAAUAUUUCUGUAUUUUACGUCUCUUUUUGCAAGGCUUUUUUUUGUAAAUUUUAUUGUUUUAUUGUUUUUUUAUUGAUUUAUUAUAAGUGAUUUUUUAGUUAGCCAUGCACUCCGGAUAUUCCUCGCGUCGCCAAAGCGAGAUGAUCUUGGAUCCCACUAAAAGUGAGUUUUUUUCUUGCAUUUUUUUGCGAUGCUAUUCCGUCCACAAAGUGAUUUUUCGCGACAUGCACUGUGCGAAAACAAAACUUUGCUUUGCGCUGUGCAGUUUCUUGUUUUUUGCACUGUGCAAAAAGGGAUUUUUGGGCUGUCGAUCGUAACCUUACUGUUUUCACGAUGCACCUCACCGAAGUCACUCCAACUACUUUACGAACGGAAUAGUAUAGAAAAAUGGGAAUGUACCAUCAAAAUAAAGUAAAAAUCGUCAUUUUUGAUCUGCUUACAAGUAGAGAUUGCCACGGCUCCGGAGCCGGCUCUUGGCUAAAACAUUUGGCAUAGGAGCCGGGAUUCGGAGCCGGAGGCCUUUUUAGAUUUUUCACGGAGCCAAGAGCCGGAGCUGCAAAUUUGGCCUCGGCUCCGGCUCUGGGAGCUAAGAGCCGGAGCCGGAGCCGAAAUUUUGACCGUGGCAAUCUCUGCUUACAAGACAAGUCCAUCAAGUGCUCUUUUGAAAAAGCUGUUAGUAUUAUUACGCCUUUUCAAAAGUGCGCAGACUUUUUUCGCCCUUUUUUUUGCAUCGCACAGUGCAUGGCGCGCGACGCUAUCCUUUUCGAAACAUAUUUCAUUGUGCAAUUGGUAAAAGUUCCUUAUUUUGGCCACAACUUAUAACUUUGCGGAAACUGGUCGGAAUUAGCCCAAAUUUAGCGUGCACGCUCAAUUCAUCGAUGUCAAUGCCCGGACAGUGGAUUUAGUUAGCGAGGUACCUUCUUUUUUACGUAUCACCUUACCCUUCAAAAACGGCUGCAGCCUGUGAUUUUACAUUUUAUACGAUGAAACAUGUCCGGAACUAAACUUAUUGCCUCCGUAUGGAACUAAAUGAGUCGUCACAGCCUUCGUAGGUACCUUUAAAACUAUAGAGCUAUUACAGUAAUUCAGUUCCAGCCAGGUCGAAGCGUUUUUUCCUAACUUUAGUGCCCAAGCUUGGGCGCAGUUCGCGGAGUACCUUUGUUGUGGCCAGAAUAAGGAGCUUUUUCCCUGCAAUUUUUCGCGAGCCCAAAAUUGGCCGUUGAGAAAGGUUUGAGCGAACGGUGCGGACGACGGCAAAAAGUCAACGCACAUUUGAAAAAACGCAAUAACAAAAAAAUUCUCAAAAUCCUCCGUCGCUUCGAAGAAUUACUUUUGUAAAUAUUUCCGCAUGUCAUUCCUUGUCAAAUGUCAGGAACCGCAAAGUCCGACCAGUUGAGGCAUAAAAAUUGAAAAAAAACAUUUUGUUCGUCGUACUUUUUCGACGAAUCCGGAAACUUUCCCGACACUUUUUAUAGCCCUUCGAACAUGGGAGCGUUCGAAACGUGUUGCUUUUCUUUUCUCCCCCCAAUUCUGCAUGCAUGAUAGUUGGGCUUGAAAAAAAGUUCGUAUUAAAGACACAGCCCGAAGUACACGGCUGUUCCUUUAAUAUCAUGCUGAAGAGGUGCGGGGCUUCUUGAAAUGGGGCCGCAGAUGAGACAGGCAUCCUCAUUCCGCAAGCAUUUUAAUACGCUUUGCCGGAGGAUACGAUGUGCCAAGUUGGGGUGUUGGAUGGGGUUCUUUUCGAGUUUAAUGGAAUUCAACAGUAAUUUUGGUGGAACUAGUGUAUGAGAAAGUUGGCCGCAGUUUCAUUUUUUUAGUUCUUCUACAUAGGUAAGCAGCAAAAAAUAGGGUUUGAGCAAGAAAAACAAUGAUUUCGCAAAGUUUGGUGCACGUGAGAGUAGAAUUUAAAAAAUACCAAUGCAAGAGUUUGAGCUGUUUCUUUGUUAACUUUCGACCUAAAACCGCAAGGGUUUUUGGAGUUGCAUAAAACUAACGCUUUUAUCAGUCCGUCGGGAAAAUAAUGUGGAUUUGUAGUGUCUUGAAAUCGCCCAUCAUCGCUUUGUGACGGCUAGCCGUGGCUGGAGAUUUGCUGCGAAAAUCCACAUUAUUUUCCCGACAAACUGGUAUACUUGAUACAUCAGUCCGUCGGGAAAAUAAUGAGCGCAAUUUCGCUUGGCCGACCGCGCCGCUGAAGUGAAAAGCAAUUUGAUUUUACCGCGACAUAAUUCAUUUUCUCGACGGCGGAAAAUUUUUGUUUCAAUUCGACAGGGUGCUUUGAUGCACUCAUUAUUUUCCCGGCAGGGAAAUGUCAGUCUGUCAGGAAGAUAACGUGGAUUUGUCCCAUUGCAUUCGUGCACCAACUAUUCAGCCAGCCACUUUUUUUAUUUGGCGGGAUGCUUCAUCGAUGGGUAGUGGCUUUCACCACUAUAUGCUGACACACACACAACAUACAGUGGGGACCUGAUCCAGUGACAAAAAACGCACGAUUUUGCAUCCGGGAAGUAUCAAAAAUAUGGAAAAAUGCUUCCCUUUUCAAGUGAAAAAAAUUUCGUUUUGAAGGCCGCGGCCUUUCCCUCGCAAAAAGAGCGUUUGAAAUCGGAGUUUUUUUCACUUGAAGAGGGAAGCAUUUUAUCUUAUUUUUGAUACUUCCCGGAUGCAAAAUGGCACGUUUUUUGAUACUGGAUGAGGUCCCCCACUCUAGGGCCUAGAAACGCAGAAAACCCGGCCAUAUGUAUUAAUAUGAAGAGGUAAUAGUAUGAAGAGGUUCUCGGUACGCCGAGUUUGCUGACUGUCAUCCAAACAAAAUUUUUUCGCUCUCUAUUUUGUCCGUAAGACAUUUGUAGCCAAUCUUAAAUGUAUCUUUUGACAUUUCCGCAUACACACGUUAUAUGUAUUAUCUACAAUUUAUCAUCAUUACUACCAAUUUUCACCUCCAUUACACUUUUACCCCACUCAGAAACCCUCAAACUCGUCCUCAAGGGAGACUUUUCGCAUUUCCGGAGAUUUCUCUUUGGCCAUAUGGCCAGAGGAGAAAACAAGUUCUAUACACGAUUCGUUCAAGACGAUGUUAAUCUAAUGGCUUUUGUUUUUGAGGUCGUAUACUUAAGCCAAAUGGGAUUUAGUCCCGCCAAGCCACUAGUAGGUCAAUCUUCAGAUUUUUUAUGAUGACGAAAAAACUCGUCUGGCAUUUUGUAUGAGGCCGGCCAAAACGUUUUGACAUAUUUUCGCAUUGUGCGGGGCUGUAGCGCUCCCUAAAUUUUAUGUCAAGACUUCUUGGCCCCGCUACUACUAGUGGUUGCAGAAAGUGCAUAGACUUUUUGCCAUGGGCCUCACAAACCCCUUGUGGCGUGCAUUUGAACUUUUGCCAUGCAAGUGCAAUAUAUUUUUUAAGCGAAAUUUGGGUAUUUAGCUUGCAGUUUGUAGGAAGAUGGAGAUUGCGAAAAAUCCGAGAUUUUUUAAUUUUUUUUGUACAUAUAAAAAUUGCGUAUGGCAAAAAUUUAGAGUAUGUAUGCUACAGUGAGGGACCUGAUCCGUGGCAAAAAACGUAUUAUUUUGCAUCCGGGAAGUAUUAAAACUGUGGCAAAAUGCCUCCCUCUCCAACUAAAAAAAGACUCCGUUUUGAACUGCGCGCCCUUUCUCUCACAAAAAGAGUGGGCGCGCUUUUGAAAUCGGAGUUUUUUCACUUGGAGAGGGAGGUAUUUUGCCACAUUUUUGAUACUUCCUGGAUGCAAAAUGGUACGUUUUUGGCCAAUGGUUCAGGUCCGCCACAAGGUUCAAUAACGUCGGGUGUGUGAUCUUUCGCACUAAUCACUUUUAUUUUUGGAAAGAAAAUUUUAUUUUUGGCGCGGGAGCUAUUGCCGGGGCCGGGAAGUUUUUUAAAUUUCGCACGGGAGCCGGAGCCAGAGCCGCAAAUUUUGUCCGUGGCAAUCUCUGGCAGCUACCUCAGGUUCGACUAGACAUGGCUCCCGGGCCGGGCCGAAAUUUCGGCCCGUCGGCCGGAUUUCAGGUCGGCCGGGGCCGGCCGGACCAUUUCCGCGGGCCGGGCCGGCGUUUAGGCCCGGCCCGGCCCGGAAUAGUUAAAAUCCAGAAUCUCGAAGCUAAAAUUGGGUUUGAUAAUGAAAAUAAACGAAAUGUCAAGACACAUUUGGUUUUUUUAAAGGUAAUUUUGUUUUUAGAUAGCUAUGGAACACAGUAUUUAUCCAUUUACAUGAUGAUAGAAAAAAAUUUGGUUAAAAUUUGAAACGGGCCGGGCCGGCCGGAACCCUUCAGGCCGACGGGCCGGGCCAAGAUUUUCGGCCCGGGCCGGCCGACGAGCCAUGUCUAGGUUCGACGUUCAAUUUUGUCAUGAAAACUUUCAUAGUUAUUUUUAGUGUAGAGAGUAGUUUUUCCAAAAAAAUCAUCUUUUUCCUCCACGAAACUGGCAAGGAUUUCCCCAAUUUUUUUUCUCUAUGGCAGCUCUCCGCUUUUUUACCGCACUGUAACCGCACUUGGAUUUUUUUUUUUUUUAUUUUUUACCCGAAAUUUGGAACCGCCUUUUAUCGGGCCUGAAAAGCGUCCACUUUAAGCAUUCCAAGCUCUUCAAAACAACCGGCUAAUAUGUUUUGCAUAAAAGUGCAAUUUUGGCCUUUUUUCGGGAACAUUUUUGCGGCCGAAUCGCACCACUUUGGCUUCGAAAACACUUGACGGUAAGCGAAUCCGGCAAUUUUCCGCCGUCUUUUUUGCAACUCCCGAACAAAAGAAGGCGCCGCCGUUCGUUUGAGACGUCAAAAAUCAAAAUUCAAAGGGUAUUGUCGCCAAAAUAUGGCCAAGUUUUGCGACAACUCCUCCAUCUAACCUCAUUUCCGGUGCUUAUUGUCGUUUCCUGAGGGAAUUUCCGUCGGAAAAAACGCGCAAAACAGGGGGCGAGGAAAAGGCGAAAAUUUCCCCGCGCCCCCGAAUAAUUGCCCGACUCAAUUCGAAUUCCGGUAAUUUCGCUAAUGAACGCCUGCAGCGCGCUUUGUAUUGGGUUAUUCAACAAAAAAAAACGACGAAAGAAAGUCUGGUAGCAUGGAAGGAAAAGAGUAUUGUUGGCUGUUGCAUACACGAAAUGACGUUCCGUUUUUUCGAAAAGUUUUAGUACGAAUAGGGGUUGAGUCUGAACUCUCCCCCUUUUCUGAAUUUUCCCCCAAUCUGAACUCUACCCCUUUUUCAACUCUACCCCAAAAAAGGCUGAACUUUACCCCUUUUUUUGAUUUUCGCCAAAAAAUCUGAACUCUCCCCCUUUUUGAACACUCCCCCAUUUUGAAAAUUGAAAAAACGAGGUGUGACAUGUUAUACGAUGGAAAUUUUUUUCAAAUUGAUAAAACGAGGUGUGGCACGUUAUACGAUGGAAUUUUUUUUUUCAAAUUGAAAAGAAUAAGGUGUGACAUCUUAUACGAUGAAAAUUCUUUUCAAUUUGAAAAAUUCAUCGUAUAAGAUGUCACACCUCAUUUUUUCAAUUUUCAAAAUGAGCGGGAGUGUUCAAAAAAGGGGAGGGUUCAUUCAAGGGGGAGUGUUCAAAAAGGGGGAGAGUUCUGAAGGGGGCAAGUUCAAAAAGGGGGAGAGUUGAAAAAGGGGGGAGAGUUCAGAAAAGGGGUAGAGAGAGACCCCAAAAAUCAACUUUAGCGAUUAAUUUUGCGACAAACUGAUAAAAUUUUUAAGACAUGUGCAAGGUAGAUACAUAUAUUAUAUAGUAUUUUCAUAAAGUCCAUAGAUAUUUUUCCGCUUUCGCACAGUGCAUUUCAAACCUUUUCCCGCACUUGUCGCCAAUGCACAGUGCAUUUUCUCCUUUCGCACCGUGCAAACCACAAAAAAGCUGUUUGCACUGUGCAAAUUCUUCAGCAAAACCCCGCAGCGACACAAUUUGGCUUAUCGCGGCGAUUUUUCGAAAAUGCACGGUGCAAAGCCAAAAAAAAAAAAAAAAAAAAAAAAAUGCACGGUGCAAAAUGGAGGGGUUUUCUGUGUAGAUUACGGACCCCGACAAAUGUCCGUGCACUUUAUGAAAAGACUAUAGGUUAAGACUGCAAUUGUAUUUUUUCUCAAAGUGCGUAGACUUUUUGUCGCUGGGCAAAAAAGUACAAAUUUUGCACCCUGCAUUUUACCUUUUUUUGGCAUGAUUUUGCACCGUGCUUCAAAAUAUCGUCGCGACGUAUGCUUUUUUCGCGCCACGAACCGUGCACAAACGCCUCUUUGUGCACAGUGGAAUGCACAGUGCGUUAGCGACAAGCGUGGGAAAGAGUUCAAAAUGCACUGUGCGAAAAGGUGGAAAAUAGAAAUGCACUGUGCGCUAGCGACAAACAUGGGAAAAGGUUCAAAAUGCACUGUGCGUUUGCCAUAUCAAUCUGUCGGGAAAAUAAUAGCUAAAGACGAUUUUUGACGCCUUAAAAAUUGUUCGCUAUAGGCAGGUUUUGCUAUGUAAUAGUAUCAGUCUGUCGGGAAAAUAAUGAGCACUCUGUCGCAACGGACAUCGCAUCGCCAGACUGAAUUGUGUUGCGGAAAAAUCAAAUUAAUGUUUGCUUCAACGAUUGGCGCAACUUGUGCUCACUAUUUUCCCGACAGACGGAUAAUUUGUUUUUUUGCCUUCUUGCAUUAUGCGUUUAUUUUGGCCGCCCUAGCACUUAAUUGCAUUUCCCUUGGUCAUUGUUGUUUGUGGCCGCCCACCAACACGCAAUUACAUCACAAAUACAAAAUUAUGACUGACAGUUUUCGCCUUUCCUCUCUCUCUCUCAGCCACCUUCCAAUUGCCGUCUCAAUAUUACUCGGCUUUCUUACAACUAGAAUUUGUGAGACUUCUCGCCAACUUUGGUCCCAAUGAAACUCCCCGUAAUUACCGCAGAGUCCUGUUUUUCCACCACAAAAACUCCUGCUCUCUUCGGGCCUCGUAAUUCCGUGUUAUUUUUGGAUGAAUAACCUUCAAUUAAUUGGCCCAUGUGAUGUAAUAGGGCCAGAAACAAUGGCCAUUUUCAACGACUUUUGAUGACUCAGUUCAAGUACUUUUUAUGACUCAUUUCAACUACCGUUUUCAACGACUUUUUUCAGCUUCCCCGGUGCCUUCGAUGGACGAACGAGUAGUGUUGAAUGUGGGCGGCAUCCGCCAUGAAACGUAUCAAGCCACGCUGAAGAAGAUCCCUGCCACACGACUGUCCCGGCUAACGCCUGCGCAGGCCAACUUUGACCCGCUUCUGAACGAGUAUUACUUUGAUCGACAUGGCGGGAUUGUUUUUGAACAGGUAGGGCAGAGUAAAAGGUACCUACAAAGCCCGGCGCCUACAAAGCCCGGCGAAAGCACAAGUAAAAUACAAUCUUUUUCUAGCGUUUUUGUGAAGUGCAAUUUUAUAUAUCAGUCUGUUGGGAAAAUAAUGAGCACUUUGUCGCAGCAAAAAUCACAUCGCCGCCGAGAAAAUUGAAUUGUGUCGCGGCAAAUUCAAAUCAAUUUUCACCCGCGAUUGGCGCAGCGACAUUAUGCUCACUAUUUUCCCGACGACAGACUGAGAGAAUUGAAAAACCUGAGGCAAGUAUCAAAUUGGUCGUAAAAUUAAAACCCAGGCGUCUGAAGGGGUACACAUCAACUUCAGAUAAUCUUGUUAGCUCGCGUUUUGCAGGCGCUUUGAACGAUCUUUACGACCGAAAAAUCCGUCAACCGAGGAGAAAGUGUCUCGGCCGAAGACACUUUUUUGGCAGGUCUUUCUUUUCGCAGAAAAAAAGAUGAUUUAAAAACACUACCCUAUACGGUAGAAGUAGGCAUAAUAUUAUACUUUUUAUGUCGAUCCUAUCGGUCUUAAAAUCUCGGCGGUUUUGGCUGCUUCAACCUUUUAGCCCAGGUUGAAGCAGAAUAGACAAAAAAAGCACAAGUUAUCAGCCUGUCGGGAAAAUAAUGAGUAUAAACAUUGCUACGCCAGGCGCGGCUGAAAUGAAGAGCAAUUUCAUUUUUCCGCGAUACAUUUCAUUUUAUCGGCGGCGAUGCGAUUUUCGAUGCGGCGGAGGGCUCAUUAUUUCCCCGACAGACUGAUAUUAUAUUUCACACCUUUGACUACAUUUCUUUCAGAUUCUAAACUAUUAUCGUACCGGUAAACUCCACUACCCUACCUCAGUUUGUGGGCCCCUGUUCGAAGAGGAGCUGGAGUAUUGGGGGCUGGAUGCCAAUCAGGUGGAGCCCUGUUGUUGGAUGACCUACACACAACACAGGUAACAUUGGAGGCAGCGUAUUUUACCUCCCAAAUUUAGAGACACUCAGGAAACUUUGGCGGUGCUGGACAAGCUGGAAAACUCGUGUAGCGCCGAAGAUAACCCCCAGGAAUUUGAGCAAAUCAUGAUGCGCAAAUUUGGCUGGGAGGAGCAUUUGUAUUCGGGCCAAGUGACUCCGUGGAUGAAGAUCAAGCCCAGAGUGUGGGCGUUGUUUGACGAGCCGUAUUCGUCGACGGCGGCGAAGGCAAGACAAUGGUUUCUUAUUACGAUUUUUCAAAACUGUGUGGACUCUUUGUCCUGGGCGGCAGCAUGCACAAAACCCUUUUCUCGGCGUGCUUUUGACCUUUAGCGUUGUGCAAGUCCAAGAUCGCAGCGAUAUUUCGAUGUACAGUGCGAGUAUCAAAACAAAAAAAUUGAAAUGAAAGGUACCGUGCAGAAAAAUGUGGGGUUUAUGCUUAUAGUGCGGGACGUGAAAAAUGUCCGUGCACUUUAUCAAAACACUAAUACUAUAUCAGUCCGUCGGGAAAAUAAUGGCGGUCCGUCGCGCCUUGUAAUCGCCUAUCAUCGCUUUGCGACGGCUAGCUGCAGCUUUAAAUUUGGCCCCUUUCUCGACAAGGCAAAAAAUUUUGCUGCGACAAAUUCUCAUUAUUUUCCCGACAGUCUGAUAAGUAAUUUUUUUCAUAACUUCGCAAAAUCAUGUCCUAGGACUUUGUACUACAUAGUACGAAAUUUUUUUGUUAGAAAUGAACUUUUUGAUUAGUGCUGGGUAUCAAAACAACAUCAUUAUAAUAAUAAUUUAAGGUCUAAUUUUCACCCUGUAUUGAAUAGUACCACCUCGUACUAUAUAGUACGAAGUCUUGAAAAAAUGUUUUUUUGUACGGUACUGGUUAUCAAACCAACCGCAGAAAGAUUUUUUGACCUAAUUUUACCUCAUACUAUAUAGUAUGAAGUGCUAAUAUUAGUAUCUAAAUUACUUCGUAGUUUGCACAAUAACCAACUCUAAUCUAAUAAGUCGGUAUGUGGGCGAAAAUUGGCCCAAGGUUUCAUAGAAAAAUAAUUUCAGGACAUGUACAAUUUGCCCUCAUCAGCGUAUUUUAACCUCCCUUUUUUCAGAUGGUAGCCGCCGUCAGUGUCUUCUUUAUUGUUACGUCGAUUGUUUCGUUUUGUUUGAAGACCCAUCCCAGUUUCCGGGUGUACAGUUUGGCCUACGAGAAUCACAGCGAAGUCAUGAAUGGGUUCUAUCGAAUAUCGAGGGUUGGGACGGAGCCUAUGACCAUUUUCUGGGUGGUGAGUUCGAGUUUGAAAUUGAGGCAAAAGGUUUUGGGAAUAGCAAUUCGUCUAUCGGGAAAAUAAUGUGGAUUUUGAAAUGCCUCGAAAUCAAAUUGCAUUUCCCUUCAGCGACGCGAUUUGUACAGAGAAAUUGGGCUCAUUAUUUUCCCAACGGGCUGAUAUCAGUCAGUCGGGAAAAUAAUGUGGAUUUGUCGUAGCAAGCAAAAUGUCUCGAUUCUUGCAGUCGCGCAUCAAAUCUAAAGCCGCGGAUAGCCCUCGCAAAGCGAUGAUGGGAGGAUUUCAAGGCGCGAAAAAUCCAUAUUAUUUUCCCGACAGGCUGAUAUUGAAAUUUAGAUUUUUUCUUCCAAGGAAUAUACCUAUAAUUACAUGCCUCUUUUUUAGAUCGAACUUAUCUGCAACGUGUGGUUUACGUUCGAAAUUUGCGUCCGCUUCUUUUUCUGCCCGAGCCGGACAAAGUUCUGCAAGAACCCCCUAAAUAUCAUCGAUCUAAUCUCAACGCUCAGCUAUUACCUCGACAUGAUCAUGGUGCGGAUAUUGCGCAACGAGGCCCCAAAAGACGUCAUGGAAUUCCUGUCGAUGAUUCGGAUUCUUCGCCUGUUCAAAUUGACCCAACAUCAUCGAGGACUGCAGAUCCUGAUCCACACAUUCAGAGCGUCGGCCAAAGAGCUGUUCCUGCUCGUCUUUUUCCUUGUGCUGGGCAUUGUCAUCUUCGCGACGUUGAUUUAUUACGCGGAGAAGACGCAGGUCAAUCCGCACAAUCAAUUCCACAGUAUUCCGGAGGGAUUGUGGUUCAGCAUCAUCACUUUUACUACGGUAAUUUUUUUGAUGCUUAGUAGUGUUUACAGGACCGCGAGGACUAACUUUGAACCAUUCUCUUUACACUUUCUACAAUGGCGGGCUUGAUCAGGCGGUUGAAAAAAUACUAUUUUUUUUUUAUAGUUUAUAUACUUCCCGGAUGCAAAAUUGUACGUUUUUUGCCACUGGAUCAGGUCCAUAAUAAUAAAUUAUGUUUUUUUUCAGGUUGGUUUUGGCGACAUGGUACCUCACACAUAUCUGGGAAGGCUGAUCGGCGGACUCUGUGCCAUUAUGGGAGUGCUAACCAGUGAGUUAUUCAUUCAGGUUAAAUUUUAUUCUCAAUUUAGUCGCAUUGCCUGUCCCGGUUAUCGUCAGCAACUUCUCCAUGUUUUAUUCGCACUCUCAGGCCAGAGAGAAGCUGCCAAAGAAGCGAAGGCGGGUAUUGCCGGUGGAACAGGUGAGCAAAAAGCUAUUUAUAAGAGGGUCUGUCGUACAAGAUUUUGAGAUUUUUAAUCCAAGAAAGUGAUGAAAAUCUGACGUUUUUUCACAAGGUCCCCAAAACGGCUUUUUUUUGACAAGGUCCCCAAAACGGCCUUUGAAAAAGUCUCCGCCGAGCUUUAGCUAAUGUACGAGACAUCCGCCAAGCUACCGAAACUAAUAGAUCAGAUCCUGCCAGCCGUGGCAAACCAAAUUUAAUCCGCAGUAGAAAUUACUGGGCGUUGUAACAAGGAGUAAUUUUCAAAAAAAUACAUCAAAUGUCUCCGCCGAAAAUGGCCUCUCCGCCGAGAGAGGAGAAAAUUCUUUUGCAUAUUGUAAAAAUGCAGAAAUUCAAAUUUUAAAUACGACUUCGACCUCUUAGAUAGCUGUAAACAGCACCAAGAUAUAACAAAAAAAUUGUCCAAACUUUCUUGAAACACCCUGUACUGUAGAGGGUCAUAUUUCCACAAAACAAUAUUUUUUUUCACACAAAAUAAGCAGAGAUAUCGAAAAUGGUGUUUUUCUCUCUGACCGCAUUCUCGUACUCUACAUUUUGCCCACUCUCUCGGCCUCAAAGAUGGUUGAAUAUCUCGGAAUUUUUUCCGAACUCUAACUUUUUAAAAUUUUAGGUCCGUCUACAAGUUCGUCGUCACGCACAAGUCCUUGAAGCCGCAAAUACCCAACGCCGGAAUGCGAUAGCGUCGGUCUUCUCCGACGCUCCCAAGUUGGCUUCAAUGAACUGCAACAACAACAACAACCAGCGAGAGAACAGCUUCACCAACCUCAGCGCCAACAACGGAAGUCUUUGUAGUGGGACGCCGAUCACUUGA
Bursaphelenchus xylophilus (pine wood nematode) is the source of this 13812-nucleotide messenger RNA. NCBI's taxonomy places the organism in Eukaryota, Metazoa, Nematoda, Chromadorea, Rhabditida, Aphelenchoididae. The record is from the annotation of a GenBank genome assembly.